AUGUCUAUCCAGGAAUCUUCUGAGAGGAAAGCUAGCUUUUCCGGUGUUGAUCCCAUCGUUCCUGAAUCGUUAGAUUCUGCUUUGGGCCAAUUACAUUUAGAGGAGUUGGAGGAAACCCCAGCAUCUGAGUCAGGUAUAAGGCCCUCCAAUGAAGCGAACGCUCAGUUUUCCUCGGUGCCACCCUCUCAUAUGUUUCCCCAUCCUCAAAUGUUUGGCAUGGGCUUUAUUCCGUAUUCCCAGAUGAUGCCUGUCCCGCAUCAUACAGGGUUUUUUCCUUCACCUGAUUCAGGAAUAGGCAUGACGGGCUUGGCAAAUAAUAGCCCUGGAGGUCCAAUUAUGUUCAACAAUUCUAACGACGCAUCAGUGUUUAGUCCACCACCCGGUCCUACCUCUGAAGGAUUCCGAGUAAGUGCGCUAACGGGAGAAACAACUGCUCCUAAGGCAAACGACCCACUCUGGGCUUCCGGUUCUGCGUCGCAGGCUGCAGUAGAUACACUGGCUUCUUCGGCGACUAAAGAUGCAGCAUUCAUGAAUAAUUCUUCGUCAUCAAAGGUAGCGGCUGUUUCUAGUACUGGAUUCAGAAGACAAACUUUUCAUGCUAUUUCAGCUAAUGAUCUAGUCGAUUCAAUGGUAAGCAAGUCCUCAGCAGCCGAUUCGGUCAUCAAUUCUGAUUCAACAGACAAGCCUUCUGCAGCCAACCUUCUGCAACCUGAGCAACUUGAUGUACCCGCUGUUAGAGCACAAUCUAUUUCAUUAGAGAAGAACAAUAACAAUUCGAUCUUUACCGCCCCAGAGCCUACUGAAGACCAGGAAGGUUCUAAAACUGCGGCGGGCGAAGAGGCAAACUCGUCAGUUUCCUAUGCUGCAGCUUACCCCUAUGGUGGUGCUCUGAUGCAACCGAAUCCUGUGCUCUCGGGGCAUCCCCUACCCGGGUCAUCUCCCGCUUAUGGUGUUGCAUCUCCGUUCCACGGUGCAUACGGAUUUGCAUCUCCUUUCCAGUUCUCUGGAGUGCAUAGCCCAAGCUCGCAUUUGCAGCCAAAUUCACCUUUUCCCGUUGCUCAAGUUGGUGAGGGAUCAGCUGGAAAUCGGCAGGUUCCUUCACCUGCGCAUGGUGAACAUCCUGGAAAUACUGUGUUAGAGGAGCCGUCAUCUGCGGCUCAGGUGCCUUCUUUGCAUCAACAUCAACAAAAUGGCACCCCUCCACCUUGGAUUUACGGGAAUCAUCCUUUUGGGAUAGUUCCUCAUCCAUUCUCUCAGGGUCAUCACCAUAUGCUGCAUCCUAAUGGCGGCCAUACUGGUGACCACACUAACCAUAGUAACCGCCGCUCCAAUAAUGGUGGACAUAAAGGAGGUAAAUCUGGCCACUAUAGCAACGGCAGGAAUAAGAAUAGAAAUGGAGGCCACUAUCAUCAGAAUAACUCAAACCAUGGAGGUGAUAACGCUAACAGGCAACGGAAAAUGGAGGAAGCGGCGCGCUAUGCGGACGCCUCCUUAGAGCAAUUCAUAGGGAGCAUUUAUUCCCUUUGUAAAGACCAACAUGGUUGCCGGUUUUUGCAGAAACAGUUGGAUGUUCUAGGGUCCGAAGCCGCAGAUUCUAUUUUCAAGGAAACCAAAGACCAUACUGUGGAAUUAAUGACUGAUUCCUUUGGAAACUACUUAAUUCAAAAAUUGUUGGAGCGGGUGACUUUGGAGCAGAGGGUUUCCUUGGCUAAGAUGGCUGCUCCUCAUUUUGUGUAUAUUGCAUCUAAUCCUCAUGGUACCAGAGCUUUACAGAAACUAGUUGAAUGCAUCCAGACAAAACAAGAAGCACAAAUUGUUAUCGAUUCAUUGAAGGGUUCCGUAGUUGAACUGAGUAAAGAUUUGAAUGGUAAUCACAUCGUUCAGAAAUGUUUGCAGAAGCUCAAGCCAAGCGACGUGCAGUUUAUCUUUGAUGCGGCCUGCAGUCACUGCACUGAAAUUGCCACCCACAGACAUGGCUGUUGCGUACUACAACGCUGCUUAGACCAUGGCGAUGAAGAGCAGCGAACGAAACUUUGCGGCAAGCUACUAACUAAUAUCGAUCAUCUGACUUUAGAUCCUUUUGGUAACUAUGUUGUUCAGUACAUCAUUUCAAAGGAAACUGAACAAGGGGAUUACAAAUUUACCUACCAAAUUGUACAUGCCUUAAAACCUAAAGUGACGGAACUUUCUUUGCAUAAGUUUGGUUCAAACGUCAUUGAGAAGAUAUUAAGAACACCGGAGGUGUCUGAUAUUCUAGUAGUAGAAUUACUGGGUGCAAGAGGCGAGACCGAUAUUCAAGCACUCUUAAAUGAUGGCUAUGGUAACUAUGUUCUGCAAACAAUGCUUGAUGUCACACAUCAAUAUAACCAGUACCUGCAUAGAAGUUUAGUUGAUAUCGUCCGGCCGCUACUUGUUGGACCUAUAAGAAACACGCCGCACGGGAGAAGAAUUAUGGGAAUACUCCGAAUUGACUGA
Torulaspora globosa is the source of this 2475-nucleotide messenger RNA. RefSeq names its product Puf4p (gene PUF4). Gene Ontology annotation, molecular function: mRNA binding. Lineage: Eukaryota; Fungi; Ascomycota; Saccharomycetes; Saccharomycetales; Saccharomycetaceae. The transcript has a single exon. The coding region runs from base 1 to 2475 and encodes 824 amino acids. Gene Ontology annotation, biological process: post-transcriptional regulation of gene expression. The record is from RefSeq and is a predicted model, not a curated record. Gene Ontology annotation, cellular component: cytoplasm.